GUUGAAUCCUUUAUUUUGGACCAAGAAGAUCUUGAUAACCCAGUACUUAAAACCACGUCGGAGUUAUUCUUAUCGAGCGCUGCAGAAGGGGCGGACUUGAGAACUGUGGAUCCAGAAACACAAGCAAGACUAGAAGCCUUGCUGGAGGCAGCAGGGAUUGGUAAAUUGUCCACUGCCGAUGGUAAAGCCUUCGCAGAUCCCGAGGUUCUCCGAAGACUGACGUCUUCUGUCAGCUGUGCACUGGAUGAAGCUGCUGCUGCAUUGACGCGAAUGAGAGCAGAGAACAAUCACAAUGCAGGACAAGUGGACAAUCGCAGUUUGGCAGAAGCCUGCUCGGAUGGGGAUGUCAAUGCUGUCCGGAAGCUGCUGGAUGAAGGAAGAAGUGUAAAUGAGCAUACUGAAGAAGGGGAGAGUCUCCUUUGCUUGGCCUGCUCAGCAGGAUAUUAUGAAUUGGCACAAGUGCUACUAGCAAUGCAUGCAAACGUUGAAGAUCGAGGGAACAAAGGAGACAUAACUCCCUUAAUGGCAGCUGCCAGCGGAGGCUAUGUGGACAUUGUUAAGCUGCUCCUUGUUCAUUGUGCAGAUGUCAACGCACAGUCUUCAACAGGGAACACAGCUCUCACUUAUGCUUGUGCUGGAGGCUUUGUUGACAUAGUGAAGGUGCUGUUGAAAGCCGGUGCUAAUAUAGAAGACCACAAUGAGAAUGGCCAUACCCCCUUAAUGGAAGCAGCCAGUGCAGGUCAUGUUGAGGUUGCAAGAGUAUUGCUGGAAUAUGGUGCAGGAAUCAACACUCACUCCAACGAGUUCAAGGAAAGUGCACUUACACUUGCAUGCUAUAAAGGCCAUUUAGAUAUGGUUCGUUUCUUGCUUGAAGCUGGAGCUGAUCAAGAACAUAAAACAGAUGAGAUGCACACAGCACUGAUGGAGGCCUGCAUGGAUGGGCACGUGGAAGUGGCACGCUUGCUUUUGGACAGCGGUGCUCAAGUGAACAUGCCUGCAGAUUCAUUUGAGUCUCCACUUACUUUGGCUGCUUGUGGUGGGCACGUGGAGUUAGCAGCUCUCCUGAUUGAGAGGGGAGCUAACCUGGAGGAAGUUAAUGAUGAAGGUUAUACUCCUCUAAUGGAAGCUGCCCGGGAAGGCCAUGAGGAGAUGGUUGCCUUGCUGCUGGCACAAGGGGCAAAUAUAAAUGCACAGACAGAAGAAACACAGGAAACAGCUCUUACUCUGGCAUGCUGUGGAGGGUUUUCUGAAGUAGCUGACUUCCUUAUUAAGGCAGGAGCUGAUAUUGAACUUGGUUGCUCAACACCUUUGAUGGAAGCUGCUCAAGAGGGUCAUCUUGAAUUGGUGAAAUACUUGCUGGCAGCAGGAGCGAAUGUUCAUGCCACCACAGCAACAGGAGACACAGCUUUGACCUAUGCCUGUGAAAAUGGACAUACUGAUGUUGCAGAUGUGUUGCUUCAAGCUGGUGCUGAUCUGGAGCAUGAAUCCGAAGGUGGGAGAACCCCACUAAUGAAGGCAGCACGAGCCGGUCAUCUGUGCACCGUGCAGUUCCUUAUUAGCAAAGGUGCCAAUGUUAACAGGGCCACAGCUAAUAACGACCACACGGUGGUGUCACUGGCGUGUGCAGGAGGUCACCUGGCAGUCGUUGAGCUCCUUCUUGCUCACGGUGCAGAUCCUACUCAUCGGCUGAAGGAUGGCUCAACUAUGCUCAUUGAAGCCGCCAAAGGAGGACAUACAAAUGUUGUUUCUUACUUGCUGGAUUACCCAAACAAUGUUCUGUCAGUUCCUGCAGCAGACUUAUCUCAGCUCACACCUCCAUCUCAGGAUCAGUCUCAGGUCCCACGUGUGCCAGUGCAUACACUUGCUAUGGUUGUACCUCCCCAGGAACCUGACAGAACCCCUCAAGAGAACUCGCCACCUCUCUUGGGAGUGGUGAAAGGUACAUCCAAGCAGAAGUCAAGUUCCCUGCAGGUAGCAGAUAAGGACCUACUGCCACCUUUUCACCCAUACCAGCCUUUGGAAUGCAUAGUAGAAGAGACUGAAGGCAAGCUGAAUGAACUUGGACAGAGAAUUAGUGCUAUUGAAAAAGCACAACUUAAAUCAUUGGAAUUAAUUCAAGGUGAACCUUUAAAUAAGGAUAAGAUCGAAGAACUUAAAAAGAACAGAGAAGAACAAGUACAGAAGAAGAAGAAAAUAUUGAAGGAGCUGCAGAAGGUGGAAAGGCAGUUGCAGAUGAAAACCCAACAGCAGUUUACCAAAGAAUAUUUGGAGACCAAAGGUCAGACAGACACACCACUUCCCCUGCAGCAGCAGUGCCCACUUACAGGGGUAUUCCCAGAAGUGGAAGCCGAUAAGGGUCUGCCAGAGGAUAACUUUUCAGGGUUACCUCAGGUUGACACAAUCUUGUCUAAAGAUGACGAGCAACAACAGUCUCCACCACCUGCUGAACAAAUAGAGUUUGUCCCUAUCCAGCCUUUGCCAGCACCGCAAUGUAAUUUUUCUGGUAAUUUAGGUUAUAAUGGGACAGAGUCUCUUGAACUUCAGAAAGCAUUAGGGAAUCAGCAGAAUGUAGGACAGCAGCAGCAGAUUGCUGGGCAGGGGCUCUUAGUUCAAGAACCAGACGGAUUAAUGGUUGCCACUCCAGCACAGACGCUUACCGACACUCUUGAUGACCUAAUAGCAGCUGUGAACAGCAGAGUGCCUAGUGGAUCCACCAGCUCCUCGCACACUACCGAAUCCCCCACGCCUGAGCCGUGUUCCCAGGCAUCGAGCAAUGUGCCCUCACAGUCGGUGCUCCCCAUGUAUCCUUCAGUUGACAUUGAUGCACACACUGAAAGUAAUCACGACACGGCUCUGACCCUUGCAUGUGCGGGAGGUCAUGAAGAACUCGUAUCUGUACUGAUAGCACGUGGCGCCAACAUUGAACACAGAGACAAGAAGGGAUUUACGCCUUUGAUUCUGGCUGCAACUGCUGGACAUGUUGGUGUAGUGGAAAUACUGCUGGACAAAGGUGGGGAUAUCGAAGCACAGUCCGAGCGCACAAAGGAUACUCCCCUUUCAUUGGCAUGCUCUGGUGGACGCCAGGAGGUGGUUGAUCUGCUGUUGGCCCGGGGAGCAAACAAAGAACAUAGGAAUGUGUCUGACUAUACACCAUUAAGCCUUGCUGCAUCUGGUGGCUAUGUUAAUAUCAUCAAGAUUCUGCUCAAUGCUGGGGCAGAAAUCAAUUCCAGGACUGGCAGCAAGCUUGGCAUUUCUCCUCUGAUGCUGGCUGCUAUGAAUGGCCACGUCCCUGCCGUGAAGCUGCUGCUGGACAUGGGGUCUGAUAUUAACGCCCAAAUUGAGACCAACCGGAACACAGCCCUCACCCUGGCCUGCUUCCAGGGCCGAGCAGAGGUAGUCAGUCUGCUCUUGGACAGGAAGGCCAACGUCGAGCACAGGGCGAAGACUGGCCUCACACCUCUGAUGGAAGCAGCUUCGGGAGGAUAUGCAGAGGUUGGAAGGGUUCUCCUUGAUAAAGGAGCGGAUGUUAAUGCUCCGCCUGUGCCUUCCUCAAGAGAUACAGCUUUAACAAUUGCAGCAGAUAAGGGUCACUACAAGUUCUGUGAGCUCCUGAUUAAUCGAGGAGCACAUAUUGAUGUUCGUAACAAGAAAGGAAACACACCACUGUGGUUGGCUGCUAAUGGGGGUCACUACGAUGUGGUUCAGCUGCUUGUGCAAGCGGGAGCAGAUGUGGAUGCUGCGGAUAACCGGAAGAUUACACCUCUUAUGUCAGCAUUUCGUAAGGGGCAUGUGAAGGUAGUUCAGUUCCUGGUGAAAGAAGUUAACCAGUUCCCUUCGGACAUUGAGUGCAUGCGAUACAUAGCAACAAUAACAGACAAGGACCUGUUGAAGAAGUGUCACCAGUGUGUGGAGACAAUUGUGAAAGCUAAAGACCAGCAGGCUGCAGAAGCAAAUAAGAAUGCAACUAUACUGCUGAAGGAGCUAGACCUGGAAAAAUCAAGAGAGGAGAGCAGGAAACAAGCUCUCGCAGCUAAAAGGGAGAAAAGAAAGGAAAAGAGAAAGAAGAAGAAAGAGGAACAAAAAAGAAAACAAGAAGAAGAUGAAGAAAACAAGCCUAAAGAAACUCUGGAACUUCAAGAGGAUGAUGAUGAAGAAGAAAAUGAUGAUGAAGUGGAGCAAGAAAUUCCUAUAGAGCCUCCUAGUGCAACUACAACAACUACCAUUGGGAUUUCUGCAACUUCCACUACUUUCACAAAUGCCUUUGGGAAGAAGAGAGCUAAUGUGGUGACUACCCCCAGCACAAACAGGAAAAACAAGAAAAAUAAAACGAAAGAGACUCCUCAGAACAUGCAGAUAAUUUUGCCAGAUCAGCAUAUAUCUCUAGCCCAGCAAAAAGCAGAUAAAAACAAAAUAAAUGGAGAGCCAAGAGGUGGUGGUGCGAGCGGGAAUAGCGAUUCGGAUAACUUGGAUAGCACAGAUUGCAAUAGUGAAAGCAGCAGUGGAGGGAAGAGCCAGGAGCUGAACUUCACGAUGGAUACGAACUCCUCGGAGCGGCGCUACGCCUCCCUGCUUAUCCCCUCUCAGGAAGAGAAAACGAGCACCUCAGCUUCGAAAACACCCACCAGACUUGAUGGUGAAGGUCAUUCGAAUUCUUUGUCAACUACUUAUAAACCUGUUUCCCUGCCUCUGACGUCUCCAAAUGUGAAGCUGAAUCUGACUAGUCCAAAAAGAGGCCAGAAAAGAGAAGAGGGCUGGAAAGAAGUGGUUAGAAGGUCAAAGAAGUUGUCUGUCCCAGCUUCGGUUGUAUCUAGAAUAAUGGGAAGAGGUGGGUGCAACAUCACAGCAAUUCAAGAUGUCACUGGUGCCCAUAUUGAUGUUGAUAAGCAAAAGGAUAAGAACGGAGAGAGAAUGAUCACUAUAAGGGGCGGUACGGAGUCGACGCGAUACGCAGUGCAGCUCAUCAAUGCCCUUAUUCAAGAUCCUGCCAAGGAAUUGGAAGACUUGAUUCCUAAAACUCAUAUAAGAACCCCUGCUUCGAGUAGCAAAUCAAUCCAUGCAAACUUUUCAUCUGGGGUCAGCACUGCGACUGCUUCAAACAAGAACUCCUUUCCCCUUGGAGCACCGCCCCUCGUCACGUCGCAGUCAUCAACACUAUCUACUUUCCAGCCUACCAACAAACUGAACAAGAAUGUCCCAGCCAAUGUGCGUUCAUCUUUUCCAGUGUCUCUUCCUCUAGCUUAUUCUCACCCUCAUUUUGCCUUGCUGGCUGCCCAAACUAUGCAACAGAUCCGGCACCCUCGCUUACCUAUGGCCCAGUUUGGAGGAACUUUUUCACCUUCACCGAACACUUGGGGACCAUUCCCAGUGAGACCAGUUAACCCUGGCAGCACAAACAGCUCUCCAAAGCAUAACAGUUCGAGUCCUUUUAUCCUACAGACGGAGUCUCCUGGAUUGGCUACUUCUACUUGUCCCAUUACUGUCUCUUCUGUAGCUGCUUCCACCCAACCGCUGUGCGUGACCAGUAAUCGGACUCCCUCGUCGGUCAGGAAGCAGUUAUUUGCCUGCGUUCCGAAGACAAGUGCUGCAGCAACAGCAAUCUCAACUGUGACGAGCACCUGCAGCACUAUGCCUUCAGCUUCCUCUGCUCCCCCAAGCAAUGGGCAAGUGCCCCCAGCAUUUCUGCCAUCUAAUGCUCCCCAAGCGCAGCAUUCUGCGCUGAAAGCGGACUCUUUCUCGGCUGUCUCAGCACCCAAAGAGAAGGUGUCAGUACCAGACCAGCCCACUGCAAGUGCGUGUGCACCGACUUCAGUUGCAAGUAGUUGCAGUAUGUCAGCAAGCAGCAACUCGGGAGUCACUGAAACGCGCCCGUCGAGCAGCCCUGCUCCGCUAAACAAUGUCCAAGAUGAAAUUCUGCCAACCAGCAUGUCAGAGAUCAGUCCUUCUGUGCCGAUGCCUUUUUCAUCCAGCUCAGAAACUGCUCCUUUAAGCUUAGCGUCACCCAGGUCAGUUGUUGCAGAUAAUCAGGACAACAGUAACUUACCUCAAGUAGCUGUACCAGCACCUCGAGUUACUCACAGGAUGCAGUCCAGAGGUUCUUUCUAUUCAGUGGUACCAAAUGCAAACCUCCAUCAAGAUCCUCAGUCUAUUUUUGUUACGAAUCAAGUUCCUUUAACACCUUCUCAAGGUCCACCUGCUGCAGUGCAGCUUUCGUCAGCCAUGAACGUUAUGAACGGUUCUCAGAUGCACAUUAACCCAGCAAACAAAUCAUUGCCUCCUACCUUUGGGCCAGCAACGCUCUUCAAUCACUUUAGUAGUCUUUUUGAUAGCAACCAGGUGCCAGCUAACCAAGGAUGGGGAGACUGUCCACUCUCAACCCGAGCAGCAGCUGACCCAUCCUUCACUGUUCAGUCUACCUUUCUGAGUAACUCUGUGCUAGGACACGUGGAAAACGUGCAUCCUGACAACUCCAAGGCUCCUGGUUUCAGGCCACCUUCCCAGCGGGUUUCGACUAGUCCUGUAGGCUUACCCUCUCUAGAUCCAUCCAACAGCUCUACAACUUCUUCUUCAGGUCCUUUGACAGGCUUUUCAGCAAACAUACAAGGAGCACGGGUUUACCUUCAAGGGCCAGCGCCUGUUGGGACUCCCAGCUUUAACAGACAGCAUUUUUCACCACAUCCUUGGACAAGCGCAACAAAUUCAUCAGGUGAAUCUCCUAUUCCAUCAGUUUCCUCAGGAUCAUCUUCGCCCCUUUCAGCUGCUUCUGCACCUUCUAACUUGGGCCAGCCAAAAACGGGUAACGCCAACCAAGACCGAAAGGUUCCCCCACCCAUUGGGACAGAAAGGCUGGCUAGGAUUCGACAGGGAGGAUCUGUCACCCCAACACCCUUGGGAACCAACUUCACAGCUCCCGUCGGUCACAGUGGCAUUUGGUCCUUUGGAGUUAACAGUGUAUCUGAAGGCUUGUCAGGUUGGUCCCAACCUGUCAUGGGAAAUCAUCCGAUGCAUCAGCAGCUGUCGGACCCAGGCACGUUUUCUCAACAUCAGCCAAUGGAGAGAGAUGAUUCUGGAAUAGUGGCUCCCUCGAAUAUUUUCCACCAACCUAUGCCAAAUAGUUUUGUGGAUUUUUCUAAAGGCCUCCCCAUCUCCAUGUAUGGCGGCACCCUGAUCCCCUCGCACCCGCAGCUGGCGGAUGGCCCAGGAGGACCCCUCUUUAACGGGCUCCAUACGCCAGAUCCUGCCUGGAAUCCCAUGAUCAAAGUUGUCCAGAACUCAACAGAAUGUACUGAUGCUCAGCAGAUUUGGCCUGGCACCUGGGCACCUCACAUUGGAAACAUGCAUCUCAAGUACGUCAACUGAUUUAAGGGGGUCUAUCCUUUUGUAGCCUUGUUUGGGAAUCUUUAUGAUCUUGGAAGAACCCUGGGGAUUUUUUUAAUGUGCCUAACUAAGCAAUUUUCUGUGGGCUGGAACAAUUGAAACUUAAUGGCCCAUUGUAUAACAACCAAUUGAUUUACCUGUACAAACUGAUUCUGUUCUCUGGUUAGUUUAGCCAUUUUGAACUUAUAAAUCAGACAAAACUAGUGCUUUUGGCUAAACACUACUGAAUGCUCCUUGUAUGCAGCAGAGAAAUAGCUGAUGACGUGGACAUGAUUUCAACCUGUUAGGGUGGUAAAUACAUGUAUAAUUGUUUACAGACUUAAAAGGAAAAGCUGAGUAAAUUUCAUGUCGUAUAGUGGC
Nestor notabilis (Kea) is the source of this 7734-nucleotide messenger RNA. RefSeq names its product ankyrin repeat and KH domain-containing protein 1-like. Gene Ontology annotation, cellular component: cytoplasm. Gene Ontology annotation, biological process: innate immune response. Lineage: Eukaryota; Metazoa; Chordata; Aves; Psittaciformes; Psittacidae. The record is from RefSeq and is a predicted model, not a curated record. Gene Ontology annotation, molecular function: RNA binding; protein binding.